GGACACGGUGCGGUGUAGCGUCCUCCGUUCAGUUCGUUUCAGCGUUUGCCUCGAGAAAGUUGCGUGUCACGGUUCAUCGAACAGCUUACGGUUAGAGGUCGCAAGUUAAAUCAAGCAAGCAACAUUAUAUUAUCCAUGGAAAAGGCAAAACGGAAACAUUAAAUGAAAUCUCAAGUGUUUUACCCUGGAAAAUAAUAGAAAAACCAAGAGAGCGAGGAAAAAUGAUGAACAUGAAUCCACUGUCCCAUCCCCCACUGCAGUCUCUGUCACAUCCACAACUAAGCCAGCACCAGAACCAGCACCAGCUUCAGGCCCAGCCACUUCAUCCCAGCCACCCGAACCAUUACGGCGAGUCCCAGUCCCGGGCAUUACCAGCAAUCAACGAGACAUUUCCGCAAUUUAGUCAACAUCGUCCGGCGAUUUCAUUGCUGUCCCCGCUGGAUCUGUCGCUGCGUGCAGCGGCCAGCAUUGUGCCAAUUACACCGCCAUCGACGCCCUCGCCGCCCCGCAAGCGCCAGAGAUUAAUGUCCGAGGAGAAUUACCUGUGGCGGCCGCACAUGGUGAACACACCAGCCCCAGCCCCAGCACCAGCUUCAGCACCAGCUCCGGCCCCAGCUCCGGCCCCAGCUCCGGCUCUGCCUGCAACAGCAACAGCCUCUCAUGCUAUACUCGGGAUGCAGCCAGCCACCAGCUACUUUCAUCAUCUCCACCAUCACCAUCAUCAUCAGCAGCAGCAGCAGCAGACGCAUCAGGGGGGCAACUGCUAUGGCAUGCGCGGCUUUGAGGGGGCGUCGUUGUCCUUUAAUAAAAGUAAUUUUCACGAGACAAAAAAUAACUUUGAGCAAAUUCCGGCAAGUCAAUCGAGCGUGUCUCGCCCCCUUCCCCUUCCCGUUCCCGUUGCCAGCUCGCCCAUCUAUGUGGAUGAUGAGACCAUCGUGUUGACCGAGGACGAGGAUGAAACAGUUGUCAGUUCCCAUGACUACAAUGAGGAUGCCACGGACACGGAGGAAGUCAACGACGGUGAUGAUGAGACGGUCCAGGUUCAAGUCAGCGAUGAGACCCAAGAACUUGAGGUCGAGGCGGAUGCCCGUGUGGCGGGCAGCGCUAAAGCUGACGAUGACGACGAUGAUGAGGAGGAGGUCUUUGUCGAUGUCCUGGGCAGUGACGAUGAUGAGACUGUGGACCUGCAGAGCCCCGCCUUGAGACUGCAGGCCGAACUUCUCGACCCCAAGGCCCUGAAACGUAAUGAAGUCCUGUACGAGGACGAGGAGCUGCACAAUCAAGCCGUGGAUGGCUUGGCCCGAUUGUUUGAAAGGGACUUUCAACAGCCAGAGAUGGAGGCAGCCAAAGAGGAGCUAGCCGCAGCCCGAGAAGAGCUGCUCAUCGAGAAAACCUACACGGAUCUGAGUUGCGUUGGAGCUGGGGCCGAGCACCAGCCAUCGCCACUGAUGGCAUCCCUUCCACCGGCAGCACCAGCUCCCCCCAUGCGGACACACAAGACCGAACGGAAGCGGGCCAAGCUUCGCAAGCACACGGCCAUUGAUGAGGAGACCAUAAGUCCCGUGUCCGGCACCAUCAUACGCAAGCUGCGCGACGAUGAGGAGCUGGUCGUGCGCAAAGGUGACAUUGAUCCGGCUUUCAAUGUGGUGGAAAUCACCGAGGAGGCCAAGGCCAUCCUUGCGAGCAUCGAUAAUAAGAUUGGCGACUACUUGUGCCAGCUUUGUCGCACCAUCUACGACGAUGCCUUCAUGCUGGCCCAGCACCGCUGUCCCCGCAUCGUCCACAUCGAGUACAAGUGCUCCGAGUGCGAGAAGGUCUUUAAUUGCCCAGCCAAUCUAGCAUCCCACAGACGCUGGCAUAAGCCCAAGGCGGACGCGGCUGCGGCUGCGGCUACGGCUGGCAAGAAGCGACAGGGCACCCUGAGCGAAUCGAGCGACCCCAACCAGGAGGCAGACAGAGUCCACGAUGAAGCUAGUGAUGGCAUCUAUCCGUGUCAUCUGUGCGGCAAGACCUUCCGACGCCAUGCCUACCUUAAGAAACAUCAGGCUUCCCACCAGAUGCUGGAGAAUCUCAAGAACCUCGACUUCUUUAAGGCCCAACAGCAGCAGCAGCAGCAUCAACAGCAUCCACACCCCCUACCGGAGCACCCACAAUUACAACAGUCGUCGGCGCACGGCCCAGCCACUGCCACAACGUAUGGUCCAUUGCCACGCCCUCCUCAUGGAAUACCCAUUUAUCCCCCGGCCGCGUCAAAGAGUUAUGUGGGUGGACAGCGGUUUCCCGGCUUUCCCUUCCAGCCCUUCGAUCAACGGCGCUUCUACUCUCUGGGCGAGUUCUAUCUGUCGCAGCACUUGGAGCGCUCCUCGGCCUUUCAGUAUGUCCAGGCGAAUCAUCUAAGGCAGCUGUCGAAUGUGGCCCAAAAUCUGCUGCCCCCGAUGCCCGUCAAAUGACCCAACCACACCACAAACGUACUGCGGCCCGUGCCCCGUAUUGCAGCCACCACAGCUGCAGGCCC
This is a messenger RNA of Drosophila pseudoobscura, 2515 nucleotides long. RefSeq names its product nervous fingers 2 (gene nerfin-2). The record is from RefSeq and is a predicted model, not a curated record. Gene Ontology annotation, biological process: neuron differentiation; regulation of cell cycle process; negative regulation of transcription by RNA polymerase II. Gene Ontology annotation, molecular function: RNA polymerase II cis-regulatory region sequence-specific DNA binding; DNA-binding transcription repressor activity, RNA polymerase II-specific. Gene Ontology annotation, cellular component: nucleus; transcription repressor complex. NCBI's taxonomy places the organism in Eukaryota, Metazoa, Arthropoda, Insecta, Diptera, Drosophilidae. The transcript has 4 exons. Bases 222 to 2450 code for a protein of 742 amino acids.